Anoplophora glabripennis (Asian longhorned beetle) is the source of this 2950-nucleotide messenger RNA. Its product is annotated as myosin-10. The record is from RefSeq and is a predicted model, not a curated record. The transcript has 6 exons. The coding region runs from base 126 to 2681 and encodes 851 amino acids. NCBI's taxonomy places the organism in Eukaryota, Metazoa, Arthropoda, Insecta, Coleoptera, Cerambycidae.
GUGCCAUCUAAAAAUAAGCCAGGCUGCAAACCUUAGUACUCUCCGUUAAAAUUAUAGUCUCCGACUUGCUGUACUACUUGAAAAUAGUUUCAUAUCGUACUUUAGCGUGUACUAAAGCCGAAAAAAUGGGAAACGCUACCAGCAAUCUGUUCGGAGACAACAACUGGUGGACCAGCGCCCAAAACAAUUGCGACUCGACCCCAGGCGCUUCCGCGAUCCAGAAUCGCGGCAGUCCAAAUCCAGACGACGAUAAAAGAGCAUCGCGCGAACUUUCCGAGCCGCACAAAGAACGACUCGACGAGUUCAAGUUGGAACUUGCCCGAAAACACGAAAAACGAAGGCAGAUCCUACAGGAGAAGCGAAUGGAGAUGGAGGAGUUGAGGGAGGAGGUCGUCAGACUCAAAAAGGAAAACCAAGAAUUAAGACAGGCGUCGGCAGUGAAGUGUGAUAGUGUUCCCGAUAGUGUCGGCGUGGAAAUCGAACGACUUCGCAAGGAAAAUGAAUGUUUGAGGGACGUUCUAGAGGAGAAGUCGAAAUUGUUGGAGGCUAGUGACGAUAUCAUAGAGAGGAACCGCGAGUUGAGGGUGAGCAUAGCAGAGAUGCAAAGGGAGCUUCAGAAUUUGAACAAGCAGGUGGUGGAUUUUGAAAAAGAGAGGCAGGAUUACCAGGCGCACGUGGUGGCGCUGAAAGAUGUUAUUGCUGUGUCCAAAAAUAUGUUACAGAUCCGGGAAUCUCAGCUUAAAGAGUUGAAGGAAAAAGUAGAAAACAUAGAACAGUCCCUGGCAGGGAGAGAGAUGAACAUCCUCUCUCAAGACUUGAGAAAUGAGUACGAGCGCCAACUUCAGAAUAUAAGGAACCUCAGAACACUGUACGAAGAGCGGCAAAGGGUGCACAAGAGAGAGAAAGACGAGUUGGUAUCUCAAUUGGAUGACGUCAGGAAAGAACUUGCUACAGAACAAACCAGAGUCAGGGAACUUGAGGAAAGAAUCAGGAUACUGGAAGAAGACAGCUCCAAGAAGUAUGACGAGAUAAAAACUCUGGAAUCCAACCUCGGUUUGACCAAAGCUGAGAGCCGUCAGUACCAAGCAGAACUGACAGUGAUAAACCAGCUGUUUUCAGAGAUACUGUUGGGCUUCAACAGUUCCCAAGACAUAGAUCUGGACAAGCUGCAGAAGCAACUCGAGGACCAUCGUGAUCUCCUUCAAGACAUCGUCAUCAACGAGAUUUCACCGGAGGUGUCAUCUGCCUUGCCCAAAGUCCUGCUGGAGUUGCUUAGUCAAGUGGAUGAAGAUCCUGUACCAAAAGAAGAUGGAGAGGAAGCGGGUGAUGGUAAACUAGAAACUAUUAAGGAAGAAUCAGAAUCCCAGACGUCCUCUGUCCACCAGAUGAACAGUGCUGAGGAAAUCGUAGAAAAUUUACCCAAAGUUUGGAAAGUCCUGAUAGAACUGCUCAGCCACCAAAAAGCACCAACCAACAACUUAACCGACGACGAAGAGGAUGACAAUCCAUGCUACAAGACAGUCCAAACGCCAAAAGGUCCUAGCGUGGUCCUCAGCGUUAGUCAGACGUUCAUUCGACUGAAGAAUCUCAUCUUGGAGAAGAAAUCCUUAGAGAAGGAAACGAAUCAUCUAAAGCAGUUGAACGGACACUUGGAGAACCGUCUACAAGACCAGGAGAAGAGACUGGAACUGGUUCAAUCGGAGCUAUCCAAAACGUGGCUGGUGGUGGGCAAGUUGCAGAAGCAGCACCAGAUGCUGCACACCCAGGAGAAGAUUCUGCGUUACGAGCUGGCCCAGAAGAGGAAACUGCUAACCGAGCUAAAAGAGGAACUGGAGUACAGCAGGGAGAAGUGGACGCAGGCUAGGGAAAAAAACUCCAACACGGAACAGCAGUGGAAGCUGUUGAGGACGGAGUUCGCUUCCCGCCGGAACACCGUCGCUAACGACAACAGCGUCGAGAGCGGCUACAGUGACGACCGCGAGUCUUCCAGCAGCGAUGAGGAACCGGGUUACGAGACUGACUUGUCAGAAUGCACGCAGAAGGCUUCCGGCAGUGAUGACCUGUCGGAUAAUAAGGAAAUCGUGGGCGGCGCCACCAUCUUGGCCUUGAUAGAGGACGAAAUCGUGGAAAUUGUUUGCGCAGAUUCGAAUGAUGUCCAUUCCGAACUGAAGACUGACUCAGUACAAAAUCAAGAGAAAUUUGAAAAGACGGGAGAGUGUAGGAGUGUACCUGAUACGAAUAUAGAGGCAGCGGGGACCUCAACGGAAGACAGUAGAUUUAAGGAAACGGCUGAAGAUGUAGCGGAGUGUGUAGUACCUGAAGCAAAUGUAGAAAUUGAGGAAGAGUUAAGUAUAGGAACCUCGCAAAAUGAACCAUCAGAGAGUGAGGAAUCACACGAAUCAGAAACAACAAGAAUUCCCGAGGAAGACGACAGGUCACGAGGGUUCCUCGAAGAAGUUCUGGCGCAAAGAGAUGCGAGACUGAGAAGAAUGGAAGGUCAAGCUGAGCAGCUGGUGACUAUGGCGGCGAACACCGCUAACAGGAGUGUAGUUAUUUCGAGUAGACUAGAUGAUUUACAUGACACAUACGGACAGAGUUCUAGUGAAUUAGUGCCGAUUGGGAACGUAGUACGUAAUGAUGAAGACGUAGAUGUAAGGCCUACCGAGGACAAUCAAGAAUAAGGUGACAUAUCAACAAUGCUAUCCUAUUUGUAGGUACAACUAAUUUUACUGUGAAUUUUUAUGUCUAGUCGGUUUUACCUCUUUCAUUGUCCGUAUAAUUAUUAUGUUUAGAUGUACUAUUUUUGUAAAUUCGUUGUCUCGUAUAUUGUUGUUUAAUAGGUUACCUAGUUAUUUGAUUUUAGUCUACAACGAAUUGUUUACUCGAAGAUUGUCUUUUAUAGGUUUUUGUAUGACAAUGCCAAUCGCCAAUAAAGAAAUGUGAUAUGUAA